GUUCUCGAGGCGUAAACAACAAUGGCGACCGUCAGCUGACGUACAGUGGGCUUGGUCGACAAAAUUGAUCAACUAAACUGGAUUUAAAUGGAACUUUACGUAAGAGGAAGUGGUGUUACAAGUAAAAAUGUCAUCUGAAAGUGACGCAGAAGAGUUUUACGAUGCGUUUGACAUCACUCCUCAUCGCCAGUCAAUGAGGUCAGAAGAAGGAGCAGUUGUUGAGAAAGCUACAGAUCACCAAUGGACUCCAUUAGAACAUUCUACUAUGCUGGGCAAUUUGACUACUGGACAAGAUUUACUCCAGUCUGUAGAAAUGAACCUAAUUCAAUCAAGUCCAACCACAACUCUUAUGCAGCCACCAUCUCAACCCUUUCUUCACCCACUGAAAGCUUUUCAGUCUUCAAAAGAUCUGAUAUCUUCGGAAAAAACAUUGGUCGAAGUUUCUCCUGCUGGUUUGGAAAAAGAGGAACGUCUCAGCAUAGGAAGUUUAAGUAUCGGAAAGCGUGAUGUUGAGGAAACGAGCAGUGCAUGUAGUGGUUCACUACUAGGAAACUUGGGUGAUGAUGAUGAUGAUGAGGAAGCCGCUCCAAGAGCUCGGUCGGGUGGGCGCCGACGCAUAAGACACCAAGAAGUUCGAAGACAAAUCCAAAAAGAAGAUGAUGACCCACCAUUCCCUCCUUCUCCAGUUGGAAGUCAAUCCUCCUCAAUAGAUGCAGUUUAUCCAUCGGGAAGGACUUCUCAUCCGUUUAGAGUUGUUGAACAUGAUGCUGCAAGUGUUUAUAGUACAGUCUCACUUGGAAAGGUUGGCAAGAUAUUAGCUGGCAUGGAAGCUCAAACCACACGUGAAGGUCAGCUAAGUCAAGAUACAAGCUCACCUUCAGAAAAUAAAUCUAUAGUGUCAUCACAGUCAGAUCCUUCAAAAGAUAUAUCUUCAUCAGGAAACAUAAUACAUCCAGCAGGUGAGAUAGCAGGAAUAACAAUGUCUCCAGAGCCAGACCUGGUGGCUAGCACAAAAAGCAGUUCAGGCAGUGAUAAGUCCAAUAGCCUUCCCCGUUCAGCACAAGAAUUGCCCCCAAACCUGCCAUCAGUGGAUAUAUCUUCUUGUCCACAAUUAUCUGUUUCUGAAGUGUUUCCUGAUUUGUCUCAGUCUGAAACUCCUAAAGAGAACUAUCUUCAAGAAAUUCCUCCAAUGAUACCAUCAUCAGUACCACCUUCAUCCCCUGGCUCUAGUGCCCUUUCUGCUGAUAUAACUUCUCAAGCUCCCUUUACUGUUCACGCUGCACCCAUUGUUGCUCAGGCUAUGUCCCAUGUGUCACAAGGUCCACCUCUGACUACUUCACCAUGUUUAGUUCCAGUAGCUCCUCCUAGAAGAAGACGAAGAAACAAGCUGGGUAAUGAUGAUGACACUGCAAGUUUAGCAAGUGUAUCUUCAUUACCAUCUCCUGCCCUCACUCUGUCAUCUGUUGAUGCCAUCAGCAUUGGUCAGUGUUUAGAUAUACGUCAGGCCGUCCGUGGAGAUUAUCUUGUCAAACCACAAGAUUCAGAAAAUGCUAAAGCUGUGGGUCCAAGUGCUGAGGAAAUAGCUAGAUUAGAAGCCGAAGACACCACAAGCCAGGCUUCUACACCAGAAAUUUCUCGUGCUUCAAGUCGCUUGGCUAACUCCAGCCAUCAGCCACCUUCAGCUGGGGGAACACCCAGCACUCCAGGAACACCUGGAUCUAUUCCAUCAGAUACUCCAACACCAGAUGCUGCAGCAAGUCCUUCAUCAAGCAGUGAAGGGCAGAUGAAGCAGCUCAACCUGAUGGUCCGAACCCGAUCAGACUCUGGCAAAGAACUAUCUGAUGCUGAAUGGUUUUUGCAGUCUCCCGUUGACUUUGAUGUCUUCAUGAGUGACAAAGAAAUCUUGAAGCAAGUGACUGUACUCAACCUAGACACGGGAGAGAGAAUUCCACUGAGUGAUGCAGAGAACUGCUUACCACAGGCCCUCAACCCCCUCUCUCUGCACAUCAUGAGACUCACCAGUGAAUAUGUCAGUAACUCCAAUGUUGAUGGGCAAGAAUCAGAUGAAGAGAGUGUUGUGGAUGUAAACAUCAAGAAGUUACCUGAAACAGAUAGCUCGGCAGUUAAGAAGAAAACCUCACAGUUGAAGAAAUUCUUAGGAAGAAAAAUGGAAUCUGCAGUGAACAAGGCACGUUCACUAGCUCAUGAAGUCUCUCAUAGACAUCGAGAGGAGAAGGAUGUAUUUGAGGAUGAUGCACCUGCACAUGACACCAUGCAUUAUGUCAAGAUUAAAACUGCCCACAGCCACAAAGGUCCACUUGAAUUUGAUAAUCUCAUGUACGUCCAGGAAAUUGCAGGGGAGCACACUGGACCAAUCUGGUGCAUGAAAUUUAGUGGCUGUGGUCGCUUAUUGGCGACAGCCGGGCAGGACCAUGUGCUGAGGGUCUGGGUCCUCAAACAGGCCUUCAACUACUUCCUUGAUAUACGCACUAAAUGUAAUGCCGACAUUAAGGUAUCUCCAACACCGUCUCAAGAGUCACUGGUGUCCCAGCACUCGGGACAAUCAGGAGAAGACCCAGGUUCCCUUGAUCCAAAUGAUGAUGGUAGUGCACCCUUUAUGCCCAAGCCAUUUUGUGUUUACACUGGUCAUUCAGCAGAUAUGCUUGAUAUAUCUUGGUCUAAGAAUUAUUUUUUAUUAACUUCAUCUAUGGACAAGACAGUACGAUUGUGGCACAUCAGUCGAAAGGAAUGCCUCUGUAUAUUCCAGCACAUGGACUUCGUCACAGCUAUUGCUUUUCACCCAAAAGAUGAUCGAUAUUUCAUCUCUGGGGCACUGGAUGGAAAACUACGAUUAUGGAGCAUUCCCGACAAGAGGGUAGUGUUGUGGAAUGAAGUUGGAGGACAGCCGAAUCUUAUUACUGCAGCUAAUUUCUGCCAGAAUGGAAAAUUUACAGUAGUUGGAACAUAUGAUGGCAGAUGUAUCUUCUAUGAAACUGAGCAGCUGAAAUACUACACACAAAUCUAUGUGAGGUCCACAAGAGGAAAAAAUGCUAAAGGUCGAAAAAUUACUGGCAUUGAACCCCUCCCUGGCGAAGACAAGGUUUUAAUUACAAGUAACGACAGCAGAAUACGUCUAUAUGAUCUGAGAGAUUUGAACCUUUCUUGCAAGUAUAAGGGCUACUCAAACAUGUCUAGUCAAAUAAGGGCAGGUUUCAGCCAUGAUGGAAAAUACAUCGUUGCAGGGAGUGAGAAUCAGUGUAUAUAUAUUUGGAAAACCCAUCAUGAUUACUCAAAGUUCUCCUCAGCAAGAAGAGACAGAAAUUUAUAUUGGGAAGGAGUGAAAGCUCACAGUGCUGUUGUCACGUGUGCAGUGUUCGCUCCUCACCCUGAGCUGGUCUUUAGCUUUAUUGAGCAGCAGCAAGAGAUUCUCAACAGAUCUGGUGAACACCAACAACAGCAACAACAACAAGAACAACAACAAAAGCCAAGCCAAAACAAAGAUAGUGGUACAACUAAUAAAGGAUAUGCACUUGUGUCUGCAGAUUUUAACGGGUGCAUUAAAGUUUUCUUAAAGAAGGAGAAACCAAAGCAUUCCUCACUGCCAGCAUCAGCUAUGGUGUAGAAAUAAUACAUUGUGAGCUUUGCAUUGUAUUAUUUUUUAUACGAAUUAAAUAAAUAAUAUUUUAUUCGUCUAAUCCUGAAGUCACAUGUGACUUGAUGGAUAACAGCCUAAUGUAGGGUAAAGUGCAUAUGUAAUGCAUCGUUCACCCUGUGAAUUGCUGUGAGUGCAUAAAAAGGGAGUUCAUAACCUAAUACAGUGUAGCCUUGCCAUAACGCAGGUGAUGGAAGCUAAGAAGAUACACUUCGUUAUUGUACUCUUGUGGUAUUAAAGAAAGAAUCUUCAUAUAUGUUAUAUCACAGCUGAGAUUAUAACUGGUACCAACAGCCAUUCCUUGCAUGUGAAACAAAAUUAGCUCUUCUCCUAUACUGUACUGAACAAUUAAAAUAUUAUUAUUAUUAUUAUUGCUCAUCUUUUUGUCUUGCUGUAUCUAAAUGUCCUGUAUAACGAGCAUAUACUUCUGAAAAAUUUAAAUACAAUUUUAGAAAUCUAAUCCAAGCAAAUGUUGCACUGAACUGUUGUGUGAUGCCUUUAUUUAUAUAGAACUGCUUUCUAAAUUUUCAGACAGUGGUUGUGAAUGAUAAUCUAUAAAUGCCUUUCAAUCUGACGAUAGAUUUUCCACUCAAUUUAUAGUGCAGCAUAAACAUUGCUUUAGAGUGAAAGGAGAUAUAAGCUGCAAGGCCUCUUUGAAUAUUGCUUUAGGCAUUGCAUGGCCUCUGUGAGUGAAAUGAGACAUUCCUACAAGGCAUCUGUUUAUACCCCAUGAAAGCCUAAUACAGGAAGAGAACUCGCACACAAAGUAAAACUCCCGUCAUGUCUGCUUGAGUGUUAGUGUGCAAUGAAUGCGAGUUAAAAGGGGUUUAAUCCCUUACAAUUUUUUUUAGAAGCAAAGUUAGUUUAGUUAUUCUUUUAUGUGAUUACAUAAUUUGUAAUAUUGGAAAUGUACUCCAUUUAACAGUGCAAAACCAUAUAAUGUAAGUUGUCACUAUAAAUGUCACAACAGUACAUAAUUUUUUUAGAAUCAUCAGAGUGCCUUUCACAUGUUAUGUACAUAAUCACGGAUAAUUAGAUCAUAUAAUUAGUGCAUAUAGUUUUCUUAUUAACUCUUAUGGUUUUAAACACUAGAAAACUUGCCAGCAAAUACAAAAUAAUCACUAUAAUUACUGCCCUUAAAUGCUAUUACAUAUUUGCUCUGAUGCUCUGGUAACCCAUGCAGCAACAAUACCCAUGUCAGGCUUAGCUAUUAUGCUCUGAUGCUCUGGUUACCCAUGUAGAAACAACACCCAUUGCAGGCCUAUCUACAAAUCUAAAUGUUAAAUUUUAUUUUGGAGCCAUAAAAAUACACUGCCACUACAGUAUGUAUGAUAUUUCAGUAAGUUGUAGGGCGUUAUAAUGAGGCUACACUGUUUACGGAGGGUGUGAUCUGAUUCUGUACGUUUGGAAUAAACGUUUUAAUACAUCCAUGUCCAUGAACAAAAUACAACUUUGGGUGGCAAGUGAUGCCAAUAAAACUUGACAUUUACACUCAUGUUACUUACAAGACUUGUUAUACUGUAUAGUUAUUCAAAUAUAUUUUUUUGUUACUGUAUAAGUUGAGUAUUCUGUAUUUAAUGUUGUAUUAUAAUUUAAUUGAAAUUGUAUUUAAAUAUUCAAAAUUAUUAGAUAAAUUAUUUGAUGUACAACUUACGUUGAUGUAAGCCAUGUGUGUAAUUCAUUACCUAACAAACAAGAAAGUUUUGAUAAACUACUGAUGCUCCCUACCACUGUAUAUGCUGAUGUUUAUAGUCAUCUACCACCACAUAUCAAUACUCAAACAUUUUAUUAUUGUAAAGUUGAGUAUUUCUUAACCCAUUAAUUAUAUUAUAUAGUAUAUAUAUAUAUACAGUAAUUGGACUGGUGUGACUAUCUGUCUAAGCAAUUAUUCUAAAUUCUAAAAAUAAAUAGGAAAUUAUUAUAA
Molecule: messenger RNA, 5576 nt
Organism: Procambarus clarkii (red swamp crayfish)
Lineage: Eukaryota; Metazoa; Arthropoda; Malacostraca; Decapoda; Cambaridae
Product: WD repeat-containing protein 44
Molecular function (GO): protein binding
Source: RefSeq, a predicted model, not a curated record